AGGUUUCCAGGUUGUAGUUCUCUCCAUACUUCAAUUUAGAUUCGAAGAAAAAAAGGAAAAACCUAGAUCCGUAGUUGUUUGUAAUUUUGUUCUCCCCCAGGCGGCCACCUUUCCCGCUGAACCUCCCCGCGCAAGAUGUGUCGCAUGCGCAUGAAGGGCAGGAUGCCCAAAGCGAUUUUGAUCUUCGCGUUUUUCUCUAUGUGGUUGGAGCUGUUUAUCAUGGUGCUUAUCAAAUGUAAAAAUGUCUGGGUCUGGAAACUUGUAAUGCUAAAAAUGAAUGAUAGACGCACUGCAAUACGCAGCUAUGCAUGACAAAUUUUGUGGCUGCCAUGUCUUACGUAUUCCGCAUGGCAAACUGCGUUUUUGCGUGACAGAUAAGAGGGCUUUUUCGUGCCUAUGCAACACAGAUUCUCGAGUCAUGCCAGACAAGCAUGACAAACUUGCAUUCUUCCAGACCCAGACAUUUUUACAGUUGGUAGUGCUGGGUUGGAUGCGAAAAACCGAGGGGGGAUAGGCCGUGUGAAAACUACGUACAGCUACCAUAUCGAAUAAAAAUCCACAGUUUCUUGCAAAAAUUGCAUAAACGCUUGUAGAUGAAAGGAGCAUAACAAGCAGAAGUAAAAGAACUUUGUCUGAUAGGCAGCAGCAAAACUACUUCUAUUGAAGCAGCUUUAUUUAUCGAGGUUGGGUGCGACGUUUUUACGCAGCAUAGCUGGUACAACCUGUUCAUCCAGGUUCGUUACUGGUCCUGGUGGGGUGUGGAGACGGAAAGCCAGGUGGAGUGGCUCGAAUGGGCGGCGCAGCAGUGCGAUUACUUCACGAAAAACAAUCUAAUGUUCGUUGGGUGCCAGAGCCCCAUCUGCAUCUGGUGAGGAACUCGAAAAUGUUGUUCUUGAUACUUGCUUGUCAAAAAUACAUAAGUAGAGUACACGCACUAAGCAUAGAUAUGGCUUUAUUCAUCUUCGCUGCAGCAUGGAGGAUCUAGAUCAAUCAUCUUUCGAUCAUGUUGUGAAGAGUGGCAUUCUAGAAAAAAUUCUGAUGCGAAAAGAAAAAUGCAAAAAGGUACCGGUUGAAGUGCAAGAUGUACAACGAGAUGGCGGUACGAAAUGCAAAGAAGCUUGUCUGGAUCCGGAAAUUUUGCGGGGCUGAUUGGUUCGAUAAGAAAGUUGAGGAGGACAGCACGAGAACACACAAGUAGCAUGACAAACUUCAUAAAAACACUACGCUUGUUGCUUUUUCCGCAUAGUGCGCAUUUUUAAUUUUUUUCAAAUACCACCUGCGGCUCUGCAUGACAAGGAACAACUGAGGCUUCUUAUGAUUUUGCAGCAGUGAACUUUUUGUUUUUGCAGGAAUAACGCAGGAGAAGCAGUACUGUUUUUCUUAUUCAUUUUUCUUCCAGACCCAGACGCGUUUGUUGCACUCCAUAGUCGGUCUACCAGUACAUCGUGGCGUGUGUUUAGGGAAAGAAAAAACGGUUUCACGGUAAACUUCUUGAGACGCAGGAAAUUAUGAUGCGACACACAAACUUAAACUUUAAUUUCCCUUGCCAAAAUGCAAAAUCACAAAAAAUGCAUUUCUAUCAGGCAUCAUUCUUCGCCGCAUGGUUUGCAUUCGGAAAUCACGGCGCAUAGAAAUCAGGUUUUCAAAUAUCUCCAGAGACAAGCUUGUCAUGCGAGUACUAUUCCAGAAACAAAUUGUUACGGUGAAACACAACUUUUUGCGUUCGAUAGGGUGAUUAUCCCUCAGAAAAAAGCUGGCAGGUCACGUUGGUAUCAUAUAGUGCAGAAAUGUAGGGAUGAAGAAAAUCGUCGCUCUUGUAUUCAUGGAGCAGCAUCCUAGGGGCUUGCGCAUGAUAGAUGUUGAUGUUCCGUGUUAUAGAUUUUAGAAUUACAAAUUAAUAUGUUGACCUGUGAGCUUUUUUCUGUGGGAUAGUGAUGUCGCUCGCGUUGAUCCUCCAGUUUCGGGCGUUGCUGCUAUGACCUGCUCAAAUGGAACAAUCUCAACUGGAACAAUUUGCGAUGCAAAGUGCGAACGAUCUGUGAUGCUUCGACGAAGUCUAGCAUGACAAAUGUUUGACACUCCAAACCGCAUUGGAGAAAUCCGCACAAGAUUUGUGAUGCAAAACUGUAAAUGGCACCUUUCUCCGCCUUUGCUCUUUAUGCAAGACAAAUUCCGAUUUACGCUAGGGUUCCAUUUGACGAGGCCAUAGCUGUGGACCACGUCGUUUUCCCCACGGGAGCUCCGGUACGCGUUCGUCUCGAUGUUCUGUGCCAUGUGGUCCUUUAUCAACCGCAAAUAUGUCUGGGCCUGGAGAUUUGUGAUGCUGAGCUGUGGAUAAUGAGAACACUUCCGAAUGCAGCCAAGCAUGACAUCAAGCUUGCAGGGCGCUUCCUCAUGCGCAGUCCGCACGAGAAACUGCGUUUUUGUAUGACGAGAAACGGGGCUGGUGCGAUUUUUGUAUGGUCAUGCAAAAUACCUCUGACAGGAAUGCAAGACCAGCAUUAUCCAGACCCAGACAUAGUUGCAAGGCAUAUCGCUCGUGAUCACUUUUUUCGGGUUCGACAUGGCAAUGGAUGCCGUGUUUUCGCAGCUGGACCGGGAGAGUUACUACCUAUGCACAGAAAAGAGUGUUACGGGUAGACAUUGGGAUGCAGGCCAAGCAAGGCAGACGAGUUCCGUCAUGCCGGACACUGGUGCUCAGGGGCCUAGUAGUUUCAUACGUGUUUUUUCUAUUGCCUUCUCUGUAAUCAUCUCUUUCUCUGCUUUUCAAGUUUUUUUCUGCCAGCAUGCAAAAAAAGAAAGUUUGUGUUUCUGAAGUGACGAACAAAUUCGUGAAUGAAACUGUAACCUCUUUUUCUCGGGAUACUAGCCCAACCCGCCCUACUACGUCGGCACGUACUUUUUGUGGAUCGUGAUGCUGCUCUGUCUGAUGCGGGUCCUGUGCAACGGGUACUUGUACGCGAAAGCGCGGGAGUAUGAGAGGACACAACUCCCCCUCCCCCUCAUUUGCUCACGUUAUCCAAAAUCCCAAAUCCAGUCGCAGUCCUAUAGCACUGUUGGCAUUAUGACGAAUUCUAGAAGUGGCCCAGACAGUACUGCAGUCCGUCGUCGCGGCUUGAAUUUAUCAUGCACAAGCUCCACAUGUGCUGGCGUUUGUGUUGCUGUUCACGCACUGCAAAUGAGGGGAAGGGGGAGAUGUGCACUCUGA
This is a messenger RNA of Amoebophrya sp. A120, 3208 nucleotides long. The record is from the annotation of a GenBank genome assembly. NCBI's taxonomy places the organism in Eukaryota, Dinophyceae, Syndiniales, Amoebophryaceae.